AUGAAGACCUUGACGUUGUCCAACAGGUUGUGCCAUAAUCCUGUGAGUUUGACAAAACAUGAGACAACACCAAGGUCACUGCGGCCACCAGCACCUGCUGUAUCGACAGAGAGACUACUGAGGGCUUUCAUGAGGCCCUCCAAACCAGCAGAACGUGAUGAUGUGCCACGAGGGAAUAUGAUAUUAUCAGGUUGGAUAUCAAGAUGAACAAUACCCUCAUCAUGAACGUGUGCCACAGCUUCUAAAAUCUCUUUAAUGAGCAUUGUUGCUGCUGCUUCCGUCCACGUGUGACCGAGGAGGACUUCUUCCAGCAAGUGAUUUCCGGAAAGUCUUUCUGUGACAAGGACGAGAUGA
Messenger RNA from Rodentolepis nana, 354 nucleotides. The record is from the annotation of a GenBank genome assembly. Lineage: Eukaryota; Metazoa; Platyhelminthes; Cestoda; Cyclophyllidea; Hymenolepididae.